Molecule: messenger RNA, 972 nt
Organism: Gossypium arboreum
Lineage: Eukaryota; Viridiplantae; Streptophyta; Magnoliopsida; Malvales; Malvaceae
Exons: 2
Coding region: 1-972 (323 amino acids)
Source: RefSeq, a predicted model, not a curated record
AUGACAUUUUGCAUUUACAAAGGAUAUACUCACAUCAGUGUUACGCAGAAUAAUCUCCAAGAGCUUAAGGAGAUUUGGGAUCAAUGGGGCAGCGAGACUAAACAGUUAUUCUAUGGUAAUUACGGAGACUUACCUUACUUGCUCGAUGUUCAAAUAGAUGAGCAUUUGUUCCGAGCCCUGGCUCAGUUUUGGAAUCCAGCGUACAGUUGCUUUACUUUCAGGGAAGUAGACUUGGUGCCUACCGUAGAGGAGUACACUGCCUUGUUACGAUGUCCCAGGUUCCAAGCGGAUAGAAUCUAUUCUCGAGCUGUUAAUGUCCCUACCUUUUGGAAGAAAUUGAUGGCUAUUACAGGGAUGAGCGAGCAGUGGAUUACAGCCAGGAUUAAAGAGAAAGGUGAGUGCAAGUGCAUUUCAUGGGACGCUUUGAAGGGCCUGAUUUUGACGCAUCCCGAUGAAACAAAAAGGGUAGAUGUAUUUGCCUUAAGUUUGUACGGAUUGAUGGUGUUCCCUAGGGCUUUGGGAUAUGUGGAUGAGGCAACCACAGAUCUUUUCCAUAGACUCAAUAAGAGGGUCACUUCUGUCCCUGCAAUUUUGGCAGAGACAUUCAGGUCCUUAGGCACAUGUAGAAAAGCUGGUGCAGGCAGGUUUGUUGGUUGUGCACAAUUACUUCUAGCUUGGUUCUAUAGUCAUUUUUGGUUGAUAGAUAAGGUUGUUUGUCGGGUUUUCUUCGAGGAUUACUCACCACUGAAGGAUAUAGUUGCUUCAACUAGGAAAGUUGAUGUUCCAGAGGAGAAUUGGAUGGCACUACUACAAAAUCUUCAGCCGAAAGAUGUUGAGUGGAGAGCUCCGUGGAUGAUUCCUAGUGAGAUUCUUUACCGUUGCGGCAGUUUCGAUUGGGUCCCUUUAUUGGGAAUUUGGGGUGCCAUUGGUUAUGCCCCCUUGCUCGUGUUAAGGCAAUUCGAUUUGAGGUAG